AUGCGCACGAUUCUCAUGCCCAUCGGCCCCCCGGGCGCGGGCAAGUCGACUCUCUGCAAUGGCCUUCAACAGUUCAUGCGAGCCGUCGCCCGGCCUUGCUCGGUCGGCAAUCUGGAUCCGGCGAACGAGAAUAUUCCCUACGAUGCCUCGUUCGAUGUGCGAGACCUCGUGGACGUAAAUGACGUGAUGGAGCGCGAGGAACUCGGCCCCAACGGUGGCGUGCUCUGGGCCAUGGAGGAAAUCGAAACCAAUGUCGAGUGGCUGGAGCAGAGCCUAGCACAGUGCGGUAUGGAUCUUACUAUCAUUCUCGAUACGCCUGGACAGCCAGAGCUUUCGACACAUCAUCCAUCUCUGCCAAAUAUUCUCCAUCGAUUGGAGCAGCAGGGCUAUCGCAUAGUUGUCAUCCAGUUGGUGGACUCUGUAGUCUUGACCCGGCCAUCUUUAUACCUCAGCUCUCUGCUUCUUUGCCUGCGCGCGCCGCUGCAUCUGCCAUAUCCCGUGGUCAACGUGCUAACGAAGAUGGACAACCUGAAAGCAGUUGGUGGUGCGGACUUGCCCUUCAAUCUGGACUUCUACACAGAGAUUCAAGACCUGCACCACCUGCUGCCCGCUCUCUCGAGAGAACAGACUGCAAGCGCUGGUGGGGCGUCUGGAAAGUGGGAUGCUCUGAACGAAGCUCUCAUCAGCUUAAUUGAAGACUACGGAUUGAUGGGCUUCGAGACUAUGGCUGUCGAGGACCGACAAAGCAUGGCCACACUGCUCCGCGCCAUUGAUCGCGCCAGCGGCUAUGUUUUUGCCGGGGCUCGCGGGACUGACGAGUCCGGCCGGACUCUGGACAACGAAGCGAGUAUAUGGGCCCAGGUAAUGAGCGAAAACUACGGCCGGAUGGAUGUGCGGGAUGUGCAGGAGCGGUGGAUCGAGCGAAAAGACGAGUAUGAUGAGCUUGAAAAGAAGCAGUGGGAAGAAGAGGCACGACUAGCAGGCGCUCUGCCUGAGCAACCGGCGGCGAGUGUGAAGCGACCGACGAAAGGCGACAGCAUCAGCACGGAUGGCAAUGACCCUGAAGACGACCUACUAGCCGAGCAGGAGAAGUGGCAGGAACAGCUAGCGGAAGCUCCAGCAGCUGUUCGCCACAGCAAGGUGAUCAGAAAAUCGACAUCCGAAUAGUCACCAAUGUCCAGGGCUUGCCGGUUGCAUACUGCACGGUGCCCAUUGCAGACAAUCGAGUCGCCAUUUUCUCUGCACAUGGCUUCAACCCAGCGGUCAACGAACCUGAAGCUGACCUCCAUUAGGUCACGGCCUUGGUCUGACCUAUUCACAAAGCAUAAGAUCCAGAUCUAUGGCGAGAAGUUCGGCCGGGAUGUUACUAGCACCCUCUUGGAUGGCGGAUGGCCAUGAGGUGUCAUGGAGCGCAGCAGAACUCCCCAACAUGGCGAAGCCACACACACACACACAUACACACACAGUGCCGUGACCACGAUUAACAAGGCGAUGAGCUGUCGCAGAAAGUUCUCGGCAAACUAUGAUUGAUUGGCUUAUGUCUCGACUUGUCUGCAGCUGAACACAGCCCCGAAAUUCGAUCCUACUGCUGAUAAGCUACCGGGAGUUCCGAUGAUCAGUAGCCAGAAGCGCCGACUUCUGACCCGCAAUGCAGCCAAAGGCGGCAUCACCGAAGAUUCUGUUAGAAUAGGACGUACGUUCAGGGGCCAUCGACGUGUUGUGGUUCUGAGCAUGUCGACCAAAGCUUUCUUCCUCAGCACUAGAAAGACUAUGAUGUGCGCAGGAACCAUAUCGCUGCCGUCCAUGCACAAUCAUCCAAACUGUAACAGGUCAGCGUUACUACAGUCUUCCGUCUCGACAACGUAUAGUGA
Sphaerulina musiva SO2202 is the source of this 1871-nucleotide messenger RNA. RefSeq names its product ATP_bind_1-domain-containing protein. Gene Ontology annotation, molecular function: GTPase activity. Gene Ontology annotation, cellular component: cytoplasm. The transcript is spliced from 3 exons. NCBI's taxonomy places the organism in Eukaryota, Fungi, Ascomycota, Dothideomycetes, Mycosphaerellales, Mycosphaerellaceae. The coding region runs from base 1 to 1167 and encodes 388 amino acids. The record is from RefSeq and is a predicted model, not a curated record.